AUGAAGGACAGGUGUGUGGCGUGCUGGCUCCUGGGACCCAGCACUACUGUCCUGAGGAACGUAGGGCGGCGCCUCACAAUCGAUGACUUUGAAAUCGGGCGUCCCCUGGGCAAGGGGAAAUUUGGGAAUGUAUACCUGGCUCGGCUCAAGGAAAGCCAUUUCAUCGUGGCCCUGAAGGUUGUUUUCAAGUCGCAGAUAGAGAAGGAAGGACUGGAGCACCAGCUACACCCAAAUCCUGGUUCCUGUCCUGUUCUCCCCUCACUCGCUCCCAGACACCCCAACAUUCUACGCCUGUAUAACUACUUCCAUGAUGCGCGCCGGGUGUUCCUGAUUCUGGAAUAUGCUCCGAGGGGUGAGCUCUACAAGGAGCUGCAAAAAAGCGAGAAAUUAGAUGAACAGUGCACAGCCACGAUAAUGGAGGAGUUGGCAAAUGCCCUGACCUACUGCCAUGAGAAGAAAGAGAUUCACAGAGAUAUUAAGCCAGAGAACCUACUGCUGGGGUUCAGGGGUGAGGUGAAGAUUGCAGAUUUUGGCUGGUCUGUGCACACCCCCUCCCUGAGGAGAAAGACAAUGUGUGGGACACUAGACUACUUGCCCCCAGAAAUGACUGAGGGGAAAACAUAUGAUGAAAAGGUGGAUUUGUGGUGCAUUGGAGUGCUUUGCUAUGAGCUGCUGGUUGGAUAUCCACCUUUUGAGAGCACCUUCCACAGUGAGACUUACAAAGGCAUCCUCAAGGUGGAUGUGAGGUUUCCACUAUCAAUGCCUGUAGGGGCCCAGGACUUGAUUUCCAAGCUUCUCAGAUACCAGCCCUUGGAGCGACUGCCCCUGGCUCAGAUCCUGAAGCAUGCCUGGGUUCAGGCCCAUUCCCAAAGGGUGCUGCCUCCCUGUGCUCAGAUGGCUUCUUGAGCCCUGUCUGCUUCUGUUUAUGUUUGCUCAGGGAGAUCUCCUAGCUCUGCCACCU
Molecule: messenger RNA, 961 nt
Organism: Cebus imitator (Panamanian white-faced capuchin)
Lineage: Eukaryota; Metazoa; Chordata; Mammalia; Primates; Cebidae
Product: aurora kinase C-like
Exons: 2
Coding region: 1-906 (301 amino acids)
Biological process (GO): mitotic spindle organization; regulation of cytokinesis; protein phosphorylation
Cellular component (GO): spindle midzone; spindle pole centrosome; chromosome passenger complex
Molecular function (GO): ATP binding; protein kinase activity
Source: RefSeq, a predicted model, not a curated record